CGCGUUUCCGGCCCAGCAUACAUUGUACAAGCGACGUGUGAAUAGGGGUGGUCCUGAUCUGCUAAGAGGGGAAGGCCUUAUUCUGUCUAUUUAUUUAGUCGUUUCUUGUACCGCCGUAUGUAUAUAAUGUUGUCAAAUCGUAUUUUAUCUGUUUCGAUGGAGGGUUUGCGAUUUUUCUAGGCCUUUUGGUGUCGAGUAACACACCGGGACACCCCCUCUUUUCGUUUGUCGAUCGUAACGUCCGAACGUCCAGCUGAUUGCUUUGAGUGCCGUUCAAUUAUUCCAGUUCAAACUGAGCCGUUUUGUUGGAAGAGAUUCUUUUUGGGCGAAACGGGACGAAUUUACCACCGUUUUCAUCGAUGGGUGUACUUUAAAACAAAGGGGACAUUUAUCGUUUUGUCUAACGCGAGGGUUGGAUCGUUUUUCCCACUGAAAGACCAGGCCGCGGACUCAUCCCCAGCCUCGCGUUUUCAUAUCGGUUUUUGUUGGAAGUCAUGGGAGACACUAGUGAACGAAGCAAACCUCCGAGUCUACCUCCCCGAUGUCCCUGCGGAUUUUGGGGGUCCAGUAAAACCAUGAACCUCUGCUCCAAAUGUUUUGCUGACAUCCAGAAGAAGCAACCAGGGGAGGACUGCACCUCCAAGCCUAUCCAAAGCACUGGGAGUAGCCAGUCGCCCGUUUUCAGUAGCGAGACGAGCAGUAGCAGUAGCCAGUCCCUUUUGUCGUCACCGCCCUCCAGCUCUGAGCAGCCAUCGCCUGAAGAGCCCUCGCCCACAUUCCCCAGCAUGAGGGAAGGUGUGUCGUCCACAGAAACAGCCCAAGGUACACUCUGCACACCCACAAAACGUCCACGAGAAUCAGCCUCAGGCUCAGAGAGCGAGGCGACACCAGAGAAACGGCCACGGACAGACGCGAAGGAGGGGAGCAGCGAGGAAUCCUGCAGGACGCCCAAGCAGAAGAACCGCCGGCGCUGCUAUCGCUGCCAAACCAAACUAGAGCUGGUGCAGCAGGAACUGGGCUCCUGUCGCUGUGGCUAUGUAUUCUGCAUGCUGCACCGUCUACCCGAGCAGCAUGACUGCCUGUUUGACCAUCUGGGCCGUGGCCGUGAGGAGGCCGUCCUCAAGAUGGUGAAACUGGACCGCAAGGUUGGCCGCUCGUGCCAGCGCAUUGGGGAGGAGUGCUCCUGAUUGGUCACGGUGUGACCAGCGAUCCAGUUAAAGAUGAGGCGCUUACAGAAGAUGAGGGGGAGGUGGUGGGAGGAGAAUGACAAGGUGG
Molecule: messenger RNA, 1275 nt
Organism: Monopterus albus (swamp eel)
Lineage: Eukaryota; Metazoa; Chordata; Actinopteri; Synbranchiformes; Synbranchidae
Gene: zfand3
Product: zinc finger, AN1-type domain 3
Exons: 6
Coding region: 495-1187 (230 amino acids)
Molecular function (GO): DNA binding; zinc ion binding
Source: RefSeq, a predicted model, not a curated record